CCUAUUAUUACAGUUGGUACUAAUGCGAUGCGUACACGAGACUGACGAGUGACGAGGAAGAUUCAGCAACCGUAGCACCACCGGCUUAAUCUCAACCACAAAUCACAAGAGAAGCUGCCACAGAUACAGGAAUCUCAAUAAUAGCGGUUUCCGUUAGCCGUUAGAGAGCGGAGGCAACUGGAUUGACGAAGAAAAGCAGCUGCCUUGCCAUGUCUCUGCAUCUCCACUGAAAUUCGUAAAUAAUAUCGUUAUUUUGUCCAAUUUUCCAAAUUACAACAAGAAUCAUCGCAGCAUUGAAGGUGAGGAAAGGAAGGAAAUGAAAGGUGGUGGUGGAGUUGGUCCCGCGAAGCGGCGAUGGAGAGGUCUGGCCUUUGGCGUUCUCUUCCUUGUGGUCUUAUCAAUGCUGGUUCACCUUGGAUUCUUGCUUGGCCUACACAAUGGAUUUCACUCUCCAGGGUUUGUGCCUCUUCCACACAAUUCACCUUCGGGGGAUCGUACAAGACAUGUAGAUAACCUUGUGAGAAAAUUAGGACCUACUCUACCUAAGGAUAUUCUUAAACACAUUGUACAUGAAGCUAAAAAUGAAACCAGCAGUACAAAUGCCACACGUAAAAGUCAGAAGAAGAAAGGUAUUCCAAUUCCGCCUCAAGUUGUGCUGCAACCACUCAGCAAUAAGAAUAUUAGUAAAGAUAGUGGUAAAGCAGGAAUUAAAGGUGGCAUUGAUGUAAGUGUGGGAUUAUGUGAGUUGAAAUAUGGGAGCUACUGCAUUUGGAAAGAAGAAAAUAGGGAAGACAUGAAAGAUUCCACAAUGAAGAAAUUGAAGGACCAGCUUUUUGUAGCCAGGGCAUAUUUUCCCAGUGUUGCAAAAAUGCCAGCCCAGAACAAGUUGUCUCGAGAACUGAAACUAAAUAUUCAAGAACUAGAGCGUGUCCUUAGUGAAAGUACUACAGAUGCGGAUCUUCCUCCAGGGAUUCAAAAGAAGUCGGAAAGAAUAGAAGCUACAAUAGCCAGAGCCAAAUCAGUCACUGCAGAUUGUAAUAAUGUUGACAAGAAAUUGAGACAAAUAUUUGACCUAACCGAGGAUGAAGCUAAUUUCCACAUGAAGCAGAGUGCCUUCCUCUACCAACUUGCAGUCCAGACGAUGCCCAAGAGCCAUCACUGCCUGUAUAUGAGACUAACUGUAGAAUAUUUCAAAGACGAUUCAUUCAAUAAAGAGCUGACAGAAAAAUUCUAUGAUCCAACAUUACAACACUAUGUUAUAUUCUCAAGUAACGUCAUUGCAUCAUCAGUUGUAAUAAACUCAACUGUUAUGCAUGCAAAGGACAGUACGAACCAGGUUUUUCACGUGCUGACUGAUGGACAGAAUUACUAUGCAAUGAAAUACUGGUUCCUCAGGAAUACAUUCAAGGAUGCUGUGGUUCAGGUGUUGAAUAUUGAACAGCUUAUUCUGGAUUACUCCGAUAAAACAACUCUAUCUCACCUGAACUCACCUCUGGAGUUUCGAGUUUCCUUUCACAACAGUGGUAAAACACCAGCAAUGCAUAAUAGAACACAAUACAUAUCCAUUUUUUCUCAUUCUCAUUAUCUUCUUCCCGGGGUAUUCAAACACUUGGAAAAAGUAGUGGUUUUGGACGAUGAUGUUGUUGUCCGGCAAGACUUGUCAACACUCUGGAAACUUAACAUGGGACAGAAACCGAUGGGUGCUGUCCAAAUUUGCUCUGUGAGAUUGGGUCAGCUGAAGAGUUAUUUGGGAAAAAGCAGCUUCAACGAAAAUUCAUGCUCGUGGAUGUCUGGAUUGAACGUAAUUGAUCUGGUCAGGUGGAGAGAGCUAGGCAUUUCUGAAACCUACUGGGAGUUGGUGAAAAAGGUGAGCGUGAAGGAGGAAUCAUCUGUUCUGGCAAGCAUGCUUACUUUUCAGGACCUAAUCUACGCUCUUGACAGCGAGUGGAUUAUAUCAGGCCUUGGGCACGACUAUGGGAUUAGUAUUCAAAGCAUCAAGAAAGCUUCAGUGUUGCACUAUAAUGGAAAUAUGAAACCUUGGCUUGAGCUGGGAAUUCCCAAAUAUAAGGUUUACUGGAAGAAAUUUCUGAACCGUGAAAAUCAUUUUCUGAAUGAAUGCAAUGUAAAUCCAUAAUAAGCCAGUGGUGGGGUUGACACUUCGAAUCCUUGGAAAAUUUGAGGGCCGGUGAGAAUUCCGACACCGAGCUAUAGAGUUUUGAAGGGUAUUAGCUAGCAACAAAAAGUGUAGCUGCGAUGACCUCGAAGGGUGCAAUAUAUAUGUAUGUAUUCUGAAACUUUCAGUAAAUAAAAGAAAGGACUCCAAAACCUCUGGGGGUGGCUACAGUUGAUAGGGGAAGAUGGAUUUGGGGUAUUGAAGUGAUUGUUGAAGAAUACACACAGAGAGAGUGAACAUUCAUUAUCUGCCUUUGUGAAUUAACAUACAUAGAGAAGGGCUUGAUUUGCAUCUGUUCCAAGGGUUUUCAAUUUCAAUGGCCAUUCUCAGUUCAAGAAAAUACAUGCAUCCAUGGUUGCUGACUUGCUGGUGGCAACUGAAUGUGGUAUUACUAUUAUGCCCUUCAUUUUUUUCUUUUUUCUUUUUGGAUUUUACUAUUUCAUUAUUAUUUUUUGUCUAUU
Molecule: messenger RNA, 2634 nt
Organism: Hibiscus syriacus
Lineage: Eukaryota; Viridiplantae; Streptophyta; Magnoliopsida; Malvales; Malvaceae
Product: probable galacturonosyltransferase 7
Exons: 9
Coding region: 317-2134 (605 amino acids)
Molecular function (GO): polygalacturonate 4-alpha-galacturonosyltransferase activity
Source: RefSeq, a predicted model, not a curated record